Pecten maximus is the source of this 3898-nucleotide messenger RNA. Its product is annotated as heparan sulfate 2-O-sulfotransferase 1-like. Gene Ontology annotation, molecular function: heparan sulfate 2-sulfotransferase activity. NCBI's taxonomy places the organism in Eukaryota, Metazoa, Mollusca, Bivalvia, Pectinida, Pectinidae. The record is from RefSeq and is a predicted model, not a curated record. Gene Ontology annotation, cellular component: membrane.
GGAACAAAACAAGACAGCAUGCUUACGGAGUGUAAGCAGAAUACACUGUCUACGGAGGACAGUAGAGCCGGCGUGUAGGUGCAACCCAUGCACGGGUCCCGUGAAAACAUACAAACAGAUUUCCUCAAGAUGAACUGAGAGCAAAUGAGGGUUAUUUCAUGGAGACUGCAACCGAGACACUGCGCUGCCAUCGCAGGAAUCCUUGUGCUCGUUUCGUGUUUCGUAUGUCUGCAUCUCCUCGGGGAAGUUUCUCGCCUGGAGCACGCGAGGGAACGACUUGAAACUGCUGUUGCCAAACUCCAGAAUAACCAUGUAGGCGUGGGUCACCCCCGACACCUAGCGGCUGCAAAUGACCAGGUGGAACUGACAGGCACUGGACUUGAUGAUGGAGUCCUCAUCUACAACCGAAUCCCCAAAACAGGAAGUACUUCUUUCGCUGGAAUUGCCUAUGAUCUCUGUAAACGCAACAAGUUUCAUGUCCUUCACGUCAACACAACAAAGAACGCACACAUCCUGUCACUCUCAGAUCAGAUGAGGUUUGUACAGAACAUCACAGAGUGGGAGACGAUGAAGCCAGCGAUGUACCAUGGACACUUUGCCUAUAUUGAGUUUGGAAGAUUUUCAGCAAACAAGAGGCCGCUGUACAUCAACGUGAUACGAAAUCCACUCCACAGACUUGUAUCCUACUAUUACUUUGUUAGACAUGGUGAUGACUUUCGGCCAUAUUUGAAAAGGCGUAAAGCUGGAAAUAAUGAGACUUUCGACGAGUGUGUGGAGAAAGAAGGCAGUGACUGUGAUGCUGAACACCUUUGGCUGCAGAUUCCAUUUUUCUGUGGACAGGACGCUGAGUGUUGGAAUCCUGGUAGUCAGUGGGCUUUGGAGAAGGCCAAACUCAAUGUUAUACAGAAUUACCUAUUAGUCGGGGUCACUGAGGAGCUUGGAGAUUUCAUCGCAGUACUGGAGGCAGCCCUACCACGAUACUUUCGAGGAGCAAUCAAACUCUACAGUUUAGGGAGGAAGUCCCACCUACGACGUACAGCCAAUAAGAUUCUACCUAAGCAGUCAUCCACCGCCAAGGUCCGCCAGUCACAUAUAUGGCGUAUGGAGCAGGACUUCUAUAGUUUUGUGCUAGAACAAUUCCACUUUGUGAAACAAUCAACGUUUGAUGUGAUUAAUGGAGACUAUGUGGAAAAAGGAAACAAUUUUCAUUAUGAGAAAAUUCGACCAAGAUGAACUUUCUUAUUUUAUAGAAUCCAUGAUACCCAUUCCAGUUUAGGGAUAUUUUUGUCUCGCUUCCUGUUUGGAAGAAAAAGAAAUGAUUCAAAGUAUAACAGUAUUGUAUGUGAUGUAAAACUUUUGAUUUGGAGGAGUUGUCUUCAAUAUAAGUUCAUGUGUGAGAAUUGCGAUUUAUGUUAAAUGUUGUGUCAUCAAAUUCUGUGAGGUCAGUAGCUGUGAUGUCAUCAUGUUCUGUGUGGUCAUGUAGUGUAGCUGUGAUAUCAUCAUCAUUUUCUUUGUGGUCAUUGUAGCUGUGAUGUCAUCAUGUUCUGUAUGAUCACCAUAGCUGUGAUGUCAUAUCAUGUUCUGUGAUGUCAUCAUGUUCUGUGAGGUCAGUAGAUAUGUUAUGAGAGAAUGAGUGAGUGCUGUAAAUAUGUAUGCCAUAUUGUAACUCUAAUGCUAGUCAAUGUCAUUAAGUGUGAAGAUCACCAUUAUUGUUUGUAAUAUAACUGUUGUUCAGAGAUUAAUAACAUUUUUCACUCGAAUAUAUAACAAGAGACCCAAGGUCACCUGAGUUCUAAUAUAUUUCAAUCAAUUUUACCCAUUUUGGCCUGCCCAUCAGCCUCUGUGAUGUCAGUCAGGGUCAAUAUAUAUGUGUAUACCAUAUAACUGCCAUCCCAUACUGAUAAGUCUAACCAAGUAAGAAUAAAUUCCAGUAGAAAUUCAACAACAAUGAAUCAAAAAUGUGAUUUCCCUAUAAUAAAUACAGUAAAGUUUACCCCUCCACAGGGGCAAACAUGAGACCCCAGGGUCAUGAAAUUCACACUUUUGAUAAAGCUUCUUCCAGACCUUCCAUCCCUGAAGAGUAGUUGAUUCUACCUUAUUUUGGCCCUGCCCAUCAGCACCUGGAGGGUCAAUCAGGGCUAAAUUAUUAUCAAACAGCCGAUUCUAACCAAGUUUGGAUUAUGUCCUAUGGUCAUUCAAUACAUGAUGCCUAAAGAUGAGAUUUCCCUAUAUCAACUAUACCCCCUCCCAAGGGGCAAAUGUGAGAUUCCUGAGGGUCAUGAAAUUCAUAAUUUUGAUAAUGCACCUUAAGACCUUUCAUCUAUGAAGAGUGUAUUUGCUUGAUUCUGCCAUUCUGCUAUUCUAGACGUUGAAUUGGGACCAUAUAGUUCAGAAUUUUGGUUGACCUUUAGCCUUUGGAAGGUUUCUGCAAAUUUCAAUGAAAUUGGUUUAGGGGUUUCUGAAAAGAAGUCAAAAAUGUAGUUUGUUUACAGACAGAUGACGGGCAAAAGGUGAUCACAACAGAUCAUUUGAGACUUUGUCUCAGGUGACCUAAAAUAAACAUUAAUCUGAUGUAUCAGACAGACUGCCAUGGAUGCUACAUCUUGUACAUUCCACUUUUGGGGACAGGGUCAGUUUGUUUGGGACAUAUUUCUUUCUUUAUUUGUCUCUGACCACUUUUUCUAGAAGGAACAAGAAAUCCCAACUACAAUAAUUUCCUGUGUAUUGCCCGCGGGCUACACGAUUUACAACAUUAAAAAAAUGUCUUCUGCAGGCUAUCUGAUGUAGCAGGGCUAUCUGCCAAAUGUUUUCCAAGAAACAUAAAAGCUGCAGGUGAUGUUACUUGUUAAAUCCAUGUUAACUUUUUUUUUGUUUCCAUGGCGUACAUCAGGUGAUGACAUUGCUGUUUACAUCUGAAAUAUGAAUGAAACAUUCAGCUAUGUGUGGACAUAUCAAAGACAAUCCAAAGUUGAUCGAGAAUUUGGUUUAUUAACACUGUUAACGUGUCCAGGCAGUGUGGGUCUCUGAGAGCUAUAAACACAUACGGUGGGGGAUUCGCUUGAUAGUGAGAGCUUGUACUCCAUAACAUAGCUGAGAACCCAAGUAAUACACAGAAAAUGACGUCAGGUUCAGUUGGCUUUCACGUCAUACUGUGUGUGCGCCGUUUGCCAUGCCUUUGAUUAUUCUUAAUAUGUUGUUGAUAUUUGCUAGUCAAUAUUCUAACGAUAGUAGCCACAAAUUUAUCAACAAAUGUGCAUCAUAUUUCUUGAAUAUUUCAAAUUAUGUGGUUUCACAGUCUACCCCAUGUAAGUACAAAAUGUAAUACUAUUCUACUUUGUCAGGGUAACUAAGCUACCCGUCUCCAAAGGUGGUGUCAUACAGCUGGCGAGGACAGAAUGGCUACCACAUUGAUGCAGUGUAUCACCAUUUUGUUAGCAGUUCCCGGUGGUUAGACGGUAUAUGGACCAUGUAUGAUGGAAUAGGAGGGAAACAAUUAUUGGGAUUCAUGGCGAGAUAUUCCUCAUACCCAUUCUACAAUGUAAUGUGAUUUCUCAGGGUCAAAGAAAUCCAUGUUGUUUAUUUACUUUGUUGACAAUUGUUUAAUGGUUUGAUAUUGAUACAGUGUAUAAUAAUAAUUGUAAAUCUUAUUUCAUUUUUUUUUUUACUAACAUCCAAGAUGUUGUUUCAAAUGCGUGGACAAUUAUAAACUAGUCGAAUGGUAAAACAUGAGAACAGGUGGCAAUCUGUACUGGUUUUCUAACCAGGAAGGCGGACGGGGGGGUGGGGACAGAAUUUCAUUCCAAUGACAAAUUACCAAUGGAAUAAAAGUAAGGAAAACUGCGUGAGUUGUGAGGGAGGGGCAAAGAGUUUUGAGGGAGGGGCAAUGAGCUGUGAGGAA